AUGAAGCAAGAUAUACAAUUGGGAGACUAUAUUGAAUCAGUCGGAGCCCAGGAUGAAGAUUCAAGAGGUACAAUAUCUGUUCUGGAGGCGAUGAAUUUUAUUACUAUCGCUACCCCUCAUCUUGGUUCCAGAGGUAACAAACAGGUUCCAUUUCUUUUUGGCGUCCCCUUUUUUGAGAAAGCUGCAUGUUAUGUUAUUCACUUGCUAUUUAGGAGAACUGAUCCAAAUCUUUUUCUUACUGAUAAUGAUGAAGGGGAGCCUCCACUGUUGCAGUGCAUGAUGGAUGAUUAUGGUGACCUUUAUGUAUGCUUAAUUACCUUCCAUGAUUUCAGUUCUGAUGCUUUUGCUAAACCACAAAAAAUUGUCAGAUGUCCUUCUCCAGGAACUAGGAUACAUGAUCAUGAUACCUGAUUUUUCUCAUGUAGGUCUGCUCUGCGUGCAUUCAGAUGGUGAGUGGUAUAUUCUAAUUUCGAUUUUUACUUUUUUCUUUUCCUUUUUUUUUUUCCUUUUUUUUUUCUUUUUGGAUUGUUGCAAAAGAAGGCUGCAAAACAAGGUUUAUUUUAUUUUCAGGUGGUUUGAAUUGGGUUUUCUCUAAAAUAGAGGCCCUUUUCUUUAAACUAGUCUUUUCAAAGCAAAGACUAUUUAAGCAACAGUCUGUUGCUGAUAAUGUUUUUAUAUCUUUUUCAAAAAGGAAAUAUAGUUUAGAUAUUUCUAAAUGAAAUCUCAAACUUAUUUGGCAUUGGUGGCAAUUCAAACUAUGUCAAGCUAUUGACUAUAAAAGUUGAUUUGGAUAUUUUCAUGAUUUGCCCAGAAGGCUCACCAACUGUUCAAGGAUAGACUUCCUGGCAAUUGCAUGGGUUUCAUGGAAAUGCAAGUCCUCAUGGAAACUGUGUUUUAUCUUGAACGCCUUAAAAAUGUGAAUUCAUGAUAUGAACAUUAGUUUUGUUUAGGUUCCCAGAUAAGAAAAUUGAAUCA
Messenger RNA from Magnolia sinica, 975 nucleotides. RefSeq lists its product as uncharacterized. The coding region runs from base 1 to 411 and encodes 136 amino acids. Lineage: Eukaryota; Viridiplantae; Streptophyta; Magnoliopsida; Magnoliales; Magnoliaceae. The transcript is spliced from 3 exons. The record is from RefSeq and is a predicted model, not a curated record.